UAUAGCAGCAGAAACAACAUAAAACAACCAGAACUCCUCUUUUUGGUUGAUUGAUCAUAUUAUAGUUAUUCACACGUUAGUGUUCAAUGGGUGGUCUCAAAACCCAGUUGAUCUUCGUUGUUUCCUUGUUGGUGGCCUUGUCCAUUGUGAGCCCAAGUUUAAGCCAGCUCCCCAGUGAGUAUUCCAUCGUGGGUUCUGACCCUGAUGAAGUAAUCUCAGAGGAGGGGCUUGCUUUGCUCUUUGAGAGAUGGAUGGAGAAACAUAGAAAGGUGUACAACAACUUAGAGGAUAAACAACGGAGAUUCAAGAUAUUUCAAAGCAACUUGGCCCAUGUAAUUGAUUGGAACUCCAAGAGAAAUCCAUCUGAUCAUACUGCGGGGCUCAAUCAAUUCUCAGACUUGAGUUUUGAGGAGUUCAGUCGGAAUUAUCUUUCUAAGAUGGAUCCUCGUCAAGAGAACAUGUUCGAGGCAAGUGCAAAGAGAUUGAACUCAACAUGCACACAUCCUUUGUCCUGGGAUUGGAGGUACAAGGGAGCUGUAACCACCGUUAAAAAUCAGGGAAGCUGUGGGAGCUGUUGGGCAUUCUCUACAACAGGAGCCAUAGAGGGAAUAAACGCCAUAGUCACUAAAAACCUUCUAAGCCUCUCAGAACAAGAACUCGUGGACUGCGAUUCAUACGAUUCCGCUUGUAAUGGAGGUAUGCCAUAUAGGGCAUUCCAGUGGGUCAUUAAUCAUGGGGGUAUAGCUACUCAAUCCCAGUAUCCUUAUACUGGUAGAGAAGGAGUCUGCAACACCAACGCGCCUAAAACAGCAACGAUCAAUAGCUAUCAAUGGGUGGAUAUAGAUGAGGAGUCUAUCCUUUGUCAAGUCUACCAACAACCAGUUAGUGUAGCCAUUUUGGCUUUACAAGAUUUUCAAUCAUACAAGAGUGGAAUAUACAGAGGAGUAAGUUGCCCAACAAAUGAUCCAGGAAACAUAAAUCAUGCAGUUUUGCUAGUUGGGUAUGGAACAGCAGCAGAUGGCACAGAUUUCUGGAUAGUGAAAAACUCAUGGGGAACUUCUUGGGGGAUGUCUGGAUAUAUAUUGAUAGAAAGAAACCAUAUAUUGCCAUAUGGAGUAUGUAACAUCAACUACUGGGCUUGCUAUCCCACCAAAGUGUGAAGAUUGGCGUUAUCUCACAGAAACAUAUGGAGACUCCAGGAGCGUGGCUGGUUAUAAACUUAUAAUAAUAAACAAAUAGAGAAUAAUGAAAAUAAAGCAUGUACGUACGGUGUGAAGUUGGAUAUUUGGCACUCUCAAUAGCCAUCUCGUACAUUUGUGUAAAAUAAAUAAAAAAGCAGUAAUGUUGAUUAGCAUGCAUUUCCAAAAUGCAAGCUUUGUACGGUGUUGGAGUAUCUAAAUGUUUGUAUUCUAUAGCUGCAUAUUAUAAUAUAAAUGUGACUUCUCAUUACCUUGUUAGGCAAGGAAGAA
Messenger RNA from Nelumbo nucifera (sacred lotus), 1469 nucleotides. RefSeq names its product P34 probable thiol protease-like. Lineage: Eukaryota; Viridiplantae; Streptophyta; Magnoliopsida; Proteales; Nelumbonaceae. The record is from RefSeq and is a predicted model, not a curated record. Gene Ontology annotation, molecular function: cysteine-type peptidase activity. Gene Ontology annotation, biological process: proteolysis.